Messenger RNA from Brettanomyces bruxellensis, 2973 nucleotides. RefSeq lists its product as uncharacterized. The coding region runs from base 1 to 2973 and encodes 990 amino acids. Gene Ontology annotation, cellular component: cytoplasm. Gene Ontology annotation, molecular function: protein binding. The transcript has a single exon. The record is from RefSeq and is a predicted model, not a curated record. Lineage: Eukaryota; Fungi; Ascomycota; Pichiomycetes; Pichiales; Pichiaceae.
AUGGCAACAACUAAGGAUACUUGCGAUGGCGAUGCAUACAUCCACAACCUAGCGGCGUUCAUCCGGUCGCACGAGAGACAGUUGGCGAAUGCGCUUCUGGCGUACAAGCGGUCGACGCGGCAGCGCAGGCGGCAUGCGCAGAAGAAAGGCGGUGGAGGCGCCAACGGCGCUAAUGGCGCAGGUGCGGCGGGACAGCAUGGCGCAGUUGGCGCAGCUGGCGCACACGGCCAGGAGGGACAUAGCACGGCGCAGGCGCAGCAGCGCCAGCAGCGGCAGCCAGCCAUGCGCAUCACAAAACCUGUCCGUCUUUCCAUGUCUCUACACCAUCUAUACUUCCUCCUAGGUCGCUUUCAGGACCUCGGCAUCGACGUCGGGCCCAUGAACGUGCGCCUCGACAACAUCGACUCGGAGACGCCCGGAAAUUACGUGUCGUUUCUCAGCGAAUUCCAGCGCAAGAAGCUGAUGCCGUCAGAUGCGCAGUCGAUUCACUCGAUGUCCAGCGUUAAGAGCGUCAUGUCCAGUGUCUCUGCACUCUGGAACAGCCUCAGCUCGUCGUCACGGCACUACGACAACAUUGCAACGGAUCUCCAAUACCUAUACUCAGCGUUCUCGAAGAUUCCAUGCCUCCGAUUGGCAAACGACCCCAAGGCAAAACUGAUAAAGGGUCACGAGGAGUACCCGUUUGAGACGGCGACGCCGAUCGACGUUUUCCACAACUUGGUGGUGCUUGAAAUCUGCGAAAUCGACCCGAAGGAGGUCUUUGGGUGGGACACACUGAGCGGCAGUAUUCGGUAUUUGGUGAUUAAGCGUGCAGGGCUGACGGAUCCGGCCGAUGUGCUCGUGCGCUUGGUGGAGGACGAUGCGGAGAAGCGGGCCGCCGGUGCGCCAGGAGGUGCGCUUGGCGCCGGCAGCGCCGACUCUGCUGUUUUCGACGAGCCGGCCGACAUAAUGUCGCUUUCCGCGCUGAAAAGACACCGGAAGUCUGUUUCAUCGCCGAAGAUUUACCCGGGGCCGAAGUUAGCGGGAUCCAGUGGGUCUGCGUUGUCGACUUCGAUCCCUACAGUGUACUAUUCGAGUCCGCGGAUGCACCGGCCGGCGGCGUCAGUGGGCGCCGGUAGCGUAUGCAGCGUAGGGGGUGCAGCGGAUGGGUGCGGUUCAACCACAGCUGCAGGUGCGGGCGCAGGCGCCAGUGCGCAGGCUGCGGCAACCACAGAGGCUGCGCCACAGAGGAGACCCUACUUCUACUACCCGGCGCCAUCCAGGCACAGGCGCUCCGCGCGCUCCAACUCCGUCUUGAGCGACACAUACAGGAAACCCGCCCUCCCAGACGUGGCGGCGGAAAAAUCGGCAAAUGCAAACUCGUCGGUUUCGCUUCCUCUUUCGGCAGACGGCAGUUUGGACUUCGCCGAGGCCGAAAGGCGUUCGAUGUCGCAGGACCCAAGCUGCUGGCGGCUCCUCAGGCAUCUUUCCUUCACCGGAAAUAGGAUCUCGAAGCUGUCUGGCUGGUGCUUUGAGAAUCUUGCGGAUCUCUCUUCGCUAGACUUGUCCUUUAACCGCUUGACGGAAAUUCCCACCGAUGCACUUUCCAAACUCUCUCACUUGAAGUCACUAAACCUGUCCUUCAACCAGCUUUCGUCCACCCGUGGAAUGCCGGACAAUAUGCACAAGUUGGCGAUUGUAAAUCUACGCGGAAACAAGAUCACAGACUUAAAAUCGCUCGAGCAGCUUGCGGCACUUGAGAAAAUCGACCUCAGGCAGAACAGACUGGCCCGGGUAGCCGAUCUAAAGCCGUUGCUACUCAUAGACAACGAACAGGUGCGGCUUAAGUCAAUAUACGUGUCUGGAAAUCCGGUUUCUGCAAGCAGGGGCUACCGGAUCGAGCUGUUUGAUCUAUUUAACGGUGUUGACUACAAGAACGAUGUCAGGAUUGACGGUUCCCGGCCUGGAAUCUUUGAGAGUAGGAUGCUCAUGGACAGAAAGAAGGCCCGGCUCAACUUGUGCAAGUUUUUGGAUGCCAGCAUCAUUGACAAAAUGGCUGCUAAAGUGUCCAGUAUUGGCAAUAAGGAGACUGUGAUGAAGACCAAAGCAGAGACCGAGGUUGGCAAACGUGCAGAUGCCGAAACCAGGGAUGCUCCUUCUGGUAAGGGGCCCGGCAAGCCUUUGGAUAUGCGAAAAGCACACAAUGGUCACUUGCAGUCCGAAAAUGCGGUUUCCUUGCGUACAAAUCUUCAAAGCACAGAUCGUCUCGAAGACGGAAAGAGUAGAAAUUCUAUUCCUACGGACACUAACAAAUUGGGUAAAACGUUGCAGAGCCAGGUGCUGCCAUUGCCCCAGAAACAUAGACAUUCAUCUAAUCAGGAGAAGAAGCAUGAAGUAAAGUAUGAGAAGAAGCAGGAAAAGCAUGAAGUAAAGCAGGAAAAGCAUGAAGUAAAGCAGGAAAAGCAUGAAGUAAAGCAUGAAACAAAGCAUGAAACAAAGCAUGAAACAAAGAAUGAAACAAAGAAUGAAACAAAGAAUGAAACAAAGCAUGAGUUAAAGCGUGGGCAACUGCAAAAUAACGAGAUAAUGCACGAGAUAAGGCAGAAACGGACCAAGGAUCAACACCAACAUCCGUACACCAUCCAGGUACUUGCGCCAAACCCAAACGCGAUUAAUACCUCGAGUUCCGGCAGCAUUACUCCGCCGGAAAAGCUGUUUUCCCAGCGGCCCGCCGCAAACAGAAGCUCUACUUUAAGCAGCUUGCUCGACAAGAUCUCGAUCUCGUCGCCACCUGAGAAAAAAGAGCCAAGAGAAAAUUCAAGAAAAACCAAAAGCUUGAAUUCUUCCCGGGGAGGAACCCAGGGUUCGAACCCGGUAGCGCGCAUUUCCGUGGCGUCUCCUGCCCUCCCCAUUAUUACAAAUACCACGACCAUAACUACAAGGUCGCCUGUUGAGGCACAAAGUGUGACCAGUGUUGCCGAGAUGAAUGCAUAG